UCUUCCUCGCAGCAAAGCUGAAAACUUUCUGGGUUUUCAUACGAACAGCCUCAAACUCGAUGUCCUGGGAGGAAGAGAAGCCUGAUUGUAUCAUUACUCCGAAACUGAAUGUUGGGGGUAAGCUUCGGGCUGAUGCCAGCAAUGGGAACACUAAUGUAUUCAUGAAUGGCAAAGAGAUCACAAAGAUUGAGCUUAGGGUGCUCAAGCUGGCCAAAGUGCAGUGCCCUCCAGAUACUGAUUUCUUGGUGUAUGAAGAUGGUACAUAUGAGGAGGAAGGGCAGAAUAAUUUUAAAAGAAACAUAUGGGGAAAGGCACCCAUCCGUUUCAUUUGUUCAUUAUUCUCAUUGCCUGUACCAUCUCGUAAUCAAAAUGGGGCAAGAGAAGAUCCUAUGACACAACCUUGAAGUAGGUCCAUCCCUGAAUACUUGGAUCAGGCAAGAGUUCAAAAAAUUUUGUUAUUUGAUCUGGAGGGAUCUGGAACUAGCACCAUCUUCAAGCAGGACAUUUUAGAAAUGCUUGGUUUAUCGUUCGUUUUUUCCAUGAACUAGGCCAAGUUCUUAUAUGGGAACGAGUUCACUCCCGAAAAGGUGCAGAACAUGAAGCUCAUGAUUCA
This is a messenger RNA of Rosa chinensis, 613 nucleotides long. RefSeq names its product extra-large guanine nucleotide-binding protein 3-like. The record is from RefSeq and is a predicted model, not a curated record. The transcript is spliced from 5 exons. The coding region runs from base 60 to 404 and encodes 114 amino acids. Lineage: Eukaryota; Viridiplantae; Streptophyta; Magnoliopsida; Rosales; Rosaceae.